Caenorhabditis auriculariae is the source of this 15292-nucleotide messenger RNA. Lineage: Eukaryota; Metazoa; Nematoda; Chromadorea; Rhabditida; Rhabditidae. The record is from the annotation of a GenBank genome assembly.
AUGCGAACACGUUGGGUGACCCUCGGCAGGGUCCCCCAGCUCUCGGCGCUUCUCCUCUUGGCGAGCUGGACGACGUCGUCCGCCAUGCGGAUGGACCCGGAAAGAAUCGCGGCGAGGAUGCGAAUCGACGAGAAAUGGGACGACCUCGAGGCCUUCCGAGCCGCCAAGUCAAGGAAUACACGGCAGAUUCAGCCCAAAGAGAUCAAUAUUUCGGUAAAUAAUUAUUCAAUAGCUUCUAUGAUCAUCGAAUGGGUCGGAAAAGGCUCAAUAGAAUUGUUCCUUUUUGCUGCCUUUUUGCGCCAUUUCUUGGGCUUUUAUGCACCAUUUCUGCAGCCUCCUUGCUUUUCCACCAUCUCCAGAGCCUUCAAAAUUCUAGAAGGCUCGAUGAAGGGACCCUUUUUGCUGCCUUUAUGGGGCCUUUUUUGAGCCGCUUCUUUUUAGUGGGCCUGAGCUGUUUUUCUGUAGCUAUUUCUUCGUGAAAAACUUUUUUACAUCCUUCAACUUGUUUUUUUUUUACGAAUUCUUACUUCAACAAAUGCUUGUAAACCUUUAGGACAACCGCCUCUAAAGCUUUGAUUUUGAGAAGCUGACGAGGAAGUUCAUUUUACUUUUAAUUAUUCUGAAACUUUGCCCGAACACUCCUUGCUCUACCAGAGGAAGGUCCUGAAAGUUUCAAUCUCUACAAAUUUUCUUUUUUUUGAUCAAGGCUACCUCGAAGUCGAAGAAAACCUUCAAAAUCCGUAAAAAAUAUGCUAUAGCCUAUUCCGCGCCAACUUGUCACGUUUUUCUUCCCGCCGAACAUAUCCUAUACCGAAAUAGGUCAUAAUUGAGCAUCGUCGCUCCAAGAUCUUCGUUUUUUGCAGUUUUAUAGAGCAAAAGGUGUAUUUACGGUAGCUUUUUCUUUUCUGUUCUUUUAAAACGUAUUUUGAACUAUAUUUCGGGGGCUUUGAGCCCUUGUUUCCAGUAAAAUAAGAAGUUGAGCAGGUUGAGACUUUCAGAAUGAUCUUCUGGUAUAGUCUGUGUGUCACGACUUGAAAUUUCACGGAACGACAUUCCGCUGCGUGCGUUCGCGAAGCGUCUUUCGAAUCUAAAUCCCGCUUUCAAUUGAUUGUUAUUACUGUCGGAGCACAUGGAAGUCCCUUAAUAAAAGAAAAAAAAAAAUUAAUGGCGCGCAGCGGAACAGCGGAAUGUCGUUCGGUGAAAUUCCAAGUCGUGGUACAUAGACUAUAUCUAAAUGGGUGCUCCGGACAAUUUUCUGGAGGUUCUCAACCAAAAAGUAAGUUCACCUUCCUUGUGAUAACUGUUUACCUUAUGCUCAAGAAGAUACCUAGGUUCAAACAAAAGCGAUAAUGGGUUGGAUUUCCGUUGUGACGGUCUUUCACUCGGUUUCUCUGCUGAUUAGGUUACGUCCCGCGUACAAAUACAGGCGGCAAUAUGUGCACACAAACAAUAACAGGCGGAUGUUUUGGGUCCUCUUUUGGGCGUUCCGUUUCCCUUUUUUCCAGACCACGUCGACGAACUCCUUUGGUCGUGCUCGUUUAGCCGUUUUCUUUGUUCUAACCGAUGGAGGGAAGGAUUUGGAGGGAAAUGGGAGGAACUAGAAAAUUUUUUUUCUUUGAGGGACACGUAAAAUGUGAGGCUUUACUUGAAAUUUAUGGAAAAAUUAGGGAUUUUUUUGAUUUUUCAAUAAUUUUUAAGUUUUUUAUGAAGGCGAGAACAUUAAAAAGAAAAUUUUGGCUCUAAUUUUUUGAUCAGCUUCUAGGAAAACUAAACUGGGAGAUCUCCAAACGCUUCUGAUCGUAAAAAAAAUCCAGAACCAUAGAAAAUAUUCAGACACCGAAAAACCGAAUAAUGAUACCGAAGCUCGAUUUUUCCAUUACUCGGGAAAAGUCGGAAUGGCGGAUAAUGGUCGCUAAAAGGAGGAGGCUUAAAAAAGGCCGCAAAAAGGUAGCAAAGAGAGUCCCUUUUUCGAGCCUUCCAUUUUUUCGGAUUUAAGGAAAAAAGAAGUUUGGGACUUUUGUACAAAAUUAUUCUUUUUCUCGAACGCCUCAAUUCGGAAGACGUGGUCAGAAUACAGGUAGAUGACGUCGAAAGCUCCCAUGUUUGGUUUCUAAGUCAGAACGAAACUUUGGGUCUUCAAAAAAAGCUGGAAAGUGAACUAUACAGCGAGUGGAGUGAAAUCUAGGCCCUUCUCCGGGAACACUGUAGAAAUUCUUUUCUUUUCCAAUUUUCACUCCGACCAGAAGACCAACUUCACUUCCUCAGAAGUCCCGCUUUUAAUGGGCAAAUAUUUAUUGCACUAAAUUUCCCUAUUUGUACUUCUUCCUGUAUUUGCUGCAUUUUUUGGGUCACCCGGUCAGAGGAAAAGAAAACGAAAUUUAUUCAUAUUCUGAAGUGUUUUGAAUGGAUUGGAAGAUGGUUCAGAUUGCGGGAGGGACUAAAUUUUUUUAAUAUUAAUUUUUUUUAUUUUUUUUGUUUCCAGAAGGAAAGCUCUUCAAAAACUUGAGUUUUGGUUGACAGUGUUCUCACUCUAAACUGAACGAAUUUCAUGAUUUUUAAAAUUUUAUUUUCACCUUUUAUGUAAAAGAAAAUCACCUGAACUAGUAAUGAUUAUAUAAAUUACAGGUAACAGCCCCGUUAUUCUCCAGCCGAUUAUUCGAAUACGGCCCAAAAGCCCAAGAUUCUGAACUGCCACAGGCACUGGACGUUGGCAAAAAGGUGGUCCUCAUCGAUUUUUGCUUUUUUUUAAUGAGUUCUUUUUUUUUCCAGAUUGAUCUUACUCAUCCAAUCACUUUCUAUGGGGCGGAGUACAAGACGAUUUAUGUGAGUUUCAAAUUUUCCAAAGUUCUUGGUUUAUUUGAAGGAAUUUUAUGAAAAAUUACAUAAUUUUGAACCUUGAUAAGAUUUUUUUCAAAUGGAGAAGGUGCUGAAAAAAAGAGGAAGAAAAAUAUUUUUUAAAAUCCUUAUUCCAAUAAAAAUUUUGAAAAAAAGCGUCAAAAAAAUCAUUAAAAGGGAAACGAUUCAGGGUCUAGAAAAAGCAUUAAAAAAAUUUUUCUUACCAGGAUAUUACUGAUUUCCAGAGAAAAAAACCUUGAAGUUUAAAGAAAAUCGUCGAAAUCAAUGCUUGAUGGGAUUUGAAAAGUCUCAAUUUUCCAAAAUUUCUGGUUUUUAAGAAUUAAUAGCCUAGCCUAAUGAAUUUUUCGAACCCUAAGCUGCUUAGGAUUCAAAAAAAAGCCCCAAAAAAAAAAAGUUUUUUGAAGAUCCUGUCCAACGGAGCGAUCGGAAUCGACGCCAACGCUCGGUCCUACCGUUCGGGCGUCCUGCCCAGCGCCACCCGAAUCAUCGCCCCAUUCUGGAACCGCAACGAUCUGAGGAACGGAGGACAUGUGUACUAUCGGGAAGUGACGAGUGAGUGACAUCUCUCGGCGCCCGCCAUGGCAGUCAUGUCCGAGUGGUUAAGGAGAUUGACUAGAAAUCAAUUGGGCUCUGCCCGCGUAGGUUCGAAUCCUGCUGACUGCGAAUCGCUUUUUGCCAUUUUUAAGGACAUUUAUUAUCGAUUUCUGUUCAAUUUCGGACAGUUUCUUUGCUUUUUCAGGAAAGACUAAAGCUUUUUUUUCACUCUGAUUUUGGAAAAAUGGUCGAAAACGCGCUCUGAAUUUUAAUCUGUCGAGUUAAUUAACGAUUUUCGUAAAAGGGACUUCUUUUUUUUCCCGGAUAAUGCGAUUUUUGAAAUAUUUACGAUUUUUUUUUGGUUUUCACAAGUUCUUCAGAGGGCCCUUAAACACAUGCAAAGUUCAAAAAGUCUUAAAAAGGACUUUCGGAAAAAUGGCUUUUAGAAGGUCUUAAAGGCGCCUUUUUUCCUAGACCUUAUCCUGAAAAGGACCUUUUAAGGAAGUAGAAAAAAAAGGCGAAAAAAAGGGGAUUCCGAGAAACUUUUGACACCUUUUUAGGAACUCCAAAAGGAGCGUUAGACUCUUUUUUAAGGCUUUUUGAGGUCAAUUAGAUUUUGCCUGUGAACCAAGAAAAACUUCCCAUUCUCCAUUUUAUUCAAUUUAUUCCCUACAGGAGGAAGAGUAAUCGAACGAGGCCAGUCUGAGAUCCGGUACCAGUACGACAAAGACGUGAAAGUCGUCUCGGCUCUCAUUGUAACCUGGGACAAGAUGCAACCGCUCAACACUGCCGCGUUGCCGGAAGAAGUUGAAAAUUCAAGAAAAACUGUGUUAAACUUGAAAUUUGUACAGAAUACGAACACUUUCCAAGCCGCCAUCUUCAUCACCAACAAUGGAACUUUUGCCAACUUCAUCUACAGCAAUAUUGGUUGGACCCAGGGGGCUGAGGUGAGAAUUGAGAAGAAGUUUUUGUCUUUAGAAUAAUUAGGAAUUUCUAUUUUUCAAAUUACUUAGGCAAAUCCUGAGAAAGGGAAGCUAGAAGGUCUUGGGAAAGCUUCUGGAAGGUGAUCGAAAGUUAGUUGAAAGGUAUUUGGAAGGUGAGAAUGAAAAUGCCUGCCAGAAGCCUGCUGGAAAGCUUCUGGAAGGCUUCCGGCAGGCUUUUUUCGUAACACGUAAGUAGAAGGUGUUGUGAAGCUAUGUGGAAGGCGUUCGACCACUUGCUGGAAAGCUUCCAAAUGCCUUCCGAGGAACCGAAAGCAGAAGCUUCCCAACCUUUCCCUGAGUAGUUCCCCUCAAAAAUGACUUUACCUCGAAAAUAGGAACUUCAUGGGGAAUUCCUUGUCUUCUGGUUUUCUCGAGCUUAUGAAUGGCUGGUUUGAAAAUUUGGGAUUUCUAAAGCUCUAGGAAUUUUUUGCAGUAGUGAAAGGCUACUUGUUCAAAACUUAUGGAUCGCAGGCGAAUUUUUUUGAUUUUUUCGGGGUAACUGAUAAUUUUUCAUAUUCGUUCAAAAUUUUGAAGUUUUUGUCUUUAGAAUGGCUAGGAGUUUUUUUUUUAAAGUCAUCUUUCUUCGGAAUAUUACCACUUUAAUAGAUAUGACUUUUAUGGGGAAAUUCUUGUCUUCUGGUUUUUUUGAACUUAUGAAAAGCUGAUUAAACAAUUUUGAUUUUUGAAGCUCCAGGAUUUUUUUUGCUAUAGUAAAAAUCUUGUUCAAAAGUUUUAGAUCGCAGGCGAAACUUUUUUAAUUUUUCCAGUGCAACUGAUGAUUUUUUUAAUAUUCAUUCAAAAAAAUUUUUCUCUGAAAUUUUUCUUAACCCAUGAUAGAGAUCGUUAUGCUGCGAGAUUAUUAGAAUAUUUGGAUUUGUGUCCCCUUUUAUCGUGACCUCAUCAUCGUUUCCGAUUUUAAUUGGACCGAUUUUUAUCGAAGGUUUUGAGGGAUGAUCUCUUGAGAUUGGAAUAGGGAGGACAGAAAUCGAAAAGGGAAAGAAAAACUGUAGAAAUCGUAUCGGAAAAAUGAGAAAAAAAUGUCGUGAGUUUAGCCAUUCCAAAUGCGACCAUUUUUCAGAGACAAAUGAUCUUUUUCCGUCUUUUUUCUUGCUAUUUUAAUAGUUUAUGAACAAGAAUGGAUGAUUUUCUCAAAGAGCGACGCUUUAGAAGGAAGAAACUAUUGUGAAAAUUUUGACAAGAAAGUCAUAAAAAUGAUUUUCCAGUCUGGGUUCAACGCCGGCGACGCGACGAGCCACUUCAAGCUGCCGACCUCCGGAACUCCGAACAUCAUGUACCUGGAAGAGUACGGAAACACGGGAAUCCCCGGGCGAAUGGAUGUUCGAACUGAGCGAAGAGCGGGUCAUCAGCUGCAAGGGCGGCAUCAAAGGCGACACCUGUGAUCAAGGUAUCAACUGAUCAGAGGAAUAAUCUCACACUCGGAUUUCUGAAUGAGACCAUGUUUUCUAGAUGUAGUUUUUUAUGCUGAUUCCAAAUCCGGCCUCAGAAGUCUGUGAAAAGAGUUAUGGAUUCUCAAAAGUCGAAAAUUUAGUAGCUUCUGAUUGAGCUCACUUUUGGAGGGUAUAUAGACCUUGUCUCUCUGGUCACGAAAAACUAUCGAUUUUGGGGUCGAAGAGAUCAUUUUUUGUGGACAUUUUUGAUUAAAAAACGAUCGAAUUUUUUUUUUCGGUGGUUUUUCAAUAAUUUUAAGCCUUGUAACUUUGAAAACUUUCAUUUUGAGGAGUUUUUCAAUAUAUUCUACCUUUUUUGAACCGGUAAGUAGUAGAUUUUCGAACUGGACUUCAGAUUUUUGCCUUUGAUUUUUGUGAGAUUCAUAACUAACUGAAAGGGGUUCAUAAAAACCUCCAAUAUUUGAAAUUUUCAUACCUUUCACAAAUGUGCUUCAAAUCGGCUAAAAUGAACUGUUCUGAGCUCUCCAGAAUGAGCUCUCUUCUGUAGGAAAGUUAAUAAAUAGAUCCAAAGGACUCUUAAAACUCUAAAAUUCUAAGAUUUCUUAUUUUUUGUCCAGAAAAAUUUCAAAUUUCAUUACUUAUUUUAAAAUUCUUCAAUUGGUUUGAAAGCAAUAGUUUGAAGCUUUGAAUAUUUCAUAUAAAUUAUUUGCUUUCCAGAAUGUUCGGCCGGAGAAUGGGGCCCGGACUGCGCCCACUGCUGCCACUGCGCCGAAGGGCGAUGCGACACCUUGACCGGAAGUUGCUCGAAAGGAUGCGCGACCUGUUGGGCCGGCCAGGCCUGUCAAACUCGUCAGUUAUAUUUAGUCUCUUUUAAAAAGUGGCAGAAUUAAUAUUUCAAAUCAUUAAAAAUUAAAGAAAAAAAUUCACUGGUUAAUCUGCCAAGACACGAGUUCUUCGUACAUUUUCCUCCAAGAGGCACUCGAGUUUUUGAUCAAAGUGAGCUCGUUAGGGUUCACUGUCAAUAAAUUAUCAUUUUAGUAAAAGUAAUCUUCCGUCAUUUCCCUGAAAAUCGAGAAGGUCUGAAACUCGAUUUUAAUUCGAUAAUCCCGACUUUUUCAGAUGCAAAGUAACAAAAAAAACAAUUUUCCGUUAUUUCCUAGGUUUCAGAAAUCUUUCAAUAGUGAUUGUUUAGUUUCUGCUUUUAAGAAGGAUUUGAUUCAUAUCUAAUUUGAUUCAUUUUCAAAGUUCUGCUCUACUUUUUUAUGUUUUUGAGGGAUUUUCUUAAAAGAAACCCUUAAAAAAUGUUGUAUUCUUUGAAAAUAAAAAAAAAACUGAUGAAGAUAAUUGUUUCCAGGCCAAGACAAGUGCGCGACGAAGGUCCAGUGCGCCCCCAACGCCCUCAGUUUCAAUGACUUUGAUCGUUGUGGAGAGCCGAUCCAAAAAUGCCAGUGUAUUGCCGGGUUCGAAGGCGAUGGCUACAAGAAGUGUGUCGGUGAGUUUUCCGAAAAUUUUGUUCAGAAGUAUUAAAAUGGACCUUUUCUGACUGAAUAUUAAAUUUUUUGGGCUUCUCAGACGUCCAAGAAAAAAAUGGGAAAUAUUUCAGAAUUCACAAAAUAUUUUUUUGAGAAAGGGUUCAUCGAUUUGUAUUCAUGUUAUAAACAGGGUUUUUUUCAUUGUAACUGAACAUUUCUGAUUAUUAUUGGAACUGAAAAAAAGGGCUCAAAAAAAGUUGAAAAAAAUCGAGGGGAAAUUCCGGCGGAAACAGAUUUUUUUCGAACUACGAUCAAAAAAAGUUCAAGAUAAGCACUUGUGACUUGAAAUUAAAAUUAGCAAAUUUUUCAAUGAGAUUAAGAAAAAAUUAAUUGGAAAAAUUUACUAGCCUACUGGAAUUUUUUUGAGUUAAAAAGCUAAAUAAUGUAAGGAGCAUAAACUUUUUUUGCCAGAGUAGCGAAAUUCCACCAAUUUUUUUAUUUAAAAAAAUAGAGCUUCUCCAUAAUUAUUUUCUUGUUUUAAGACAUUGACGAAUGCUCGAAAAAUUCAACGAUUUGCCACGAACACGCGACUUGUACAAACACCCCAGGGCGCUACUUUUGCCAAUGCAAAGAUGGAUUUUCUGGUUCGUUUCUUUGAUGUUUCAAGAAUCCAUUGAUUGAUUUUCAGGCGAUGGAUCUUCUGAAUGCAUCUCUUCGAUGCUCUUCCCUUACGACACCCAUAAGCAGCUGCCGAGAAAGAAGAACUCGAAGAUCGACUGGCAGUUGAAGAAUCCUGUCAAGAUUUUCGGAGAGACGAUGGAUAAGUUGACGGUGAAUACAUUGAAAAUAUUGAGGGAAUCAAAAUUUGGAUAGUAUCGAGCUAAGAAAAUGUAAAUCAAGGAAAAUUGGAGGAAAUCUUCUUUUUAAAAUUUUCCCAGUUUUUUUGACAAAAAUUUAUUGUUGAACUUGUACUUUCAGGCUUUGAUUAAUUUGUUUCUGAAGCCAUUUAAAAAAAUAAAUGAUCAAAAAUAAUUCAGUUUUUUUCAUAAUAAAUAAUUUGUGCCUAAUUGAUACAGCUUCGAUGAUGAUUUUUUUGAAACUCUGAGCGUGAAAAAUUUGUCAAAAAUACGUUUUUGUCAAAGCCAUUUUCUAAUACACGGCAUGACCGUAAAAAGUAAUUUUUUGGAAACUGUUUUUCCUUUUAAUUCGAAAAAAUUAGCUCUAAUAGUUCAAUUCUUCAUGAAUUUUAUACGAUUCAAGCUUUUCACAGGUUAAUAAGUAACAUUUUGUUUUCAAAGGAAGUAAUUACUGGAAUUUUUUUCGAAUUUCAUGAAGAAUAUCCGGCCCGGUUUGUGUAGUUUUUUUAUUUUAAAAAAAGAAUUUUUUUCAUCUCUCGCUGAGCUAUUGAAAGAAAGAAAAUUUUUUAUGAACCUCGUUUCAAAGAGAAUGUGUGUGUAAUUCUUCACAAGUUCUAAUUCAGAUCACUUCUUCUGGGAUCAUCGCGACGAACGACGUGAAGAAGGACGGCGCCAAGUUGGGAGAUAUGCAAGUCGUCGGAAUCGCUCCGUUCUUCGCUCCGAUCGACCUGAGCCGAGGGGGAGCCAUCGCCGUUCAGGAAGUUGAAGGUCCAUUUUUAAUGAUUCUGCAUGAAAUUCUACCCAAGUUCCACUCAAUUGUUGUGUUCUUCAAGAUCUUACUCCUGUCCAAAAUUCACUCAACCUGAACAUUUUUUUGCAGACGAAGAAGUCCUCCGAAGGCUUCGAAGAACCAUCGGCGACCACUACAACGACCAGUCCUUCGAUCCGAAAAGCGUCUUGAUUGUCACUUACUCGAACGUUUCCGACGGAGAGACGCCCAAGGGCAACACCUUCCAGACGGCGAUCGUCAGCGGCCUGAACGCCAAGCAGGAGAAACUCACCUUUCUCGAGAUCCUCUACAAGGAUAUGCCGUGGGGUAAUACUGCUGAGGUGUGUGAUUGAUUCGGGUCGCGUUUGGAAUGGCUCGAAAAGUUCUAUGAAAGAGAAAUGAGUUUUUUUGAAAGAAACUCUUAAAAAAAUUAUGAAGAUAGCGACUUUUUCGGUACGAUUUCCAGUUCAUCCAAGAAUGUUUAAUCGUAUUUUUUUAAAGUUUUAUAGAAGACCGUAUGAUUCAAUAAUAAUAAUAAUAAUAUACUAAGAUGAUUUCAAAUACUUACCUGCGAAAAUGACUUCAUUUGAAACCAGGUAGGGCAAGAAAUCUCGAGGUUAAUAAAAAAAAAUGGUAGUUUUCUAUAGCUUUGGUAGAAUUUUCUUCGAAGGAAAGUAAAAUUUGAAAAGUUUUGGAAUUUUUUUGAGUCAAUUUUCUCAUCUCUAGGCCGGUAUCCUAUCCAAGGACGCGGCUUCUUCCAUCAUUUUCCCGGCUUCCGGCACCCCAGCCAUAACUCAACUUUCCAAGCUCAGCAACGUCAAGCAGCCCGGAACUUGGCUUUAUCGAAUCGGUACACAAAAAGUUGAUCUAUCUGAUUUUCUUCCAAUUUCUACAGAUAAACCGAAUUUGACGCCUUGCGCCCUACCGACGCAAGUUCCGCCGUUCUGCGAUAAAGUUGCUGCUGCUGGAGCGCGUCAGUUUUUUAUUUUUCUAGGGAAGAAAAUUGGUUUUUUAUUUCAGGCGAAAUCAAGCCAAAACUUCCCAGCAAACUGACCGAAGAAAAGAAGGAGGAUCUGACUCUACCAUCAGCCGGCGUUUUCCGGAUCGACCAGCCGACUGGAACCAUCAGACCCUCGCUGUCGAGAUUUGCGCCGGAAGGAAAUGUGGGGCUUGAUCUUUUUCCUAAUGGAAAAUUGCGUAAAAUUCACAAAAAAGUUUUCUUUGUACUUAAGGUGUUAGAAGAUCUCAUUGAGAUUCUCAAAAAAACUUUGGAAAAAGACGAAACUUGAAAAAAACUUCGCAAAAAUUGAGCCCUUCAUGUACUUUCCUUUCAAUUGAAUUUUUUAUUUUGAAUGUUAAAAUGUUUCCAGAUUCCUGAACUAUUUAGAAAAACUAACAGGAACUUGAAAAAAAACCCCCAAAAUUCGAAAAAAAGUAAGAGUCCUUCAUGUGUUUCGACUGGUAAAAUUACUUUUUUUAAAUUAUGAAAAACCUUUAUAAAACUUAAUAGAAACUUGAAAAAAAUGGUUUCCCGUAUACUUUGUCUGUCAGAAAUUAGUAUGAAUAUGUUUAAAAAUUUCGAAAAAGUUCCAAUUGUAGGACACUCUUUCACAGAAGAAAUCAAUUUAUCAUUUUCCCAUUGAGCUUCUCAAGCUUUUGAAUUUUGGGAAGCUUGCUGAUUUAAAGGUGAUAAUCUAAACUUUUUGCAUUCGUACUGGCACUUUUUUUCUUCCUUUGAAACUGAUUUUUUGGAUUUGAAUUUCAACUUUUUACAAGAAAAUUAGGUUAUCAUACGUUUUUUGCAGAUAUCGAGUUUCAAAAAGUGUAGCAUAAUUUUAAAAAUACCUUUAUUCAAAAAAAUUGACACAAAAAAACAUGAAAUUCAGGUGAUGUCGGUGACGAGUCCUCCGAUCCAAGCACAACGGGCGACGACGAAAGCCACCCGACCAAGGCCUCGCUUUGGCAGCACCCCGCACCGACCGAUCGUCUCCCUGGCCAACGAAGACUUCGAAGUCGGGCCGGACGCCUUCGAAGCCACUUUCCCGCCUUUCAUGACCGUCGUCCCUCAGCUGAUGAGCGAGAAGAAGGCUCCUCGCCCUGAUUUCUCAAUCAAAGCGGUGAGUCUAGGAGUAAAAAAUACAAUUAUUCACGUGUUUAAGGUGGCUUCCGCUGCAAAGUUAUCUCUGACUCUAUCCACAUUUUAGUUAUCUUUUCCACUCUCUGGCGGCUUUUUUGAAAAAUCAUUUGGAACAUGACAAAAUUUUGAGCGAUUCAGCCGGGGUCACAUUUUUAAGGGGCGAAUUUCGGUCGCUUGUAAAAAAUUAUCGGAGCUGAACUUCAGAAAAAUCUUCAGACGCCGUUUUUUUGUCCACGUCAUUAAGAAUCAAAUAAUUAAAAUUUUAUCUCGAAAUGUUCUGUCUUAGCGCACUUAGCUUAGACGCCCGGCCGCAAAAUUUGAAAAAAACUGAAAAAUUCCAAGAUUUUUUUCUUGCACGACAAACGGAGUAUAGUCUGUUCAGAUUUUGAAUGUCAAAUCGUCGCUCAAGCUCCGCCCCUAAUGGUACGAUAAACCAAUCAGAGAGCGAGCCAUUCACAGAGUGUUUUUGAAUGACGUCAUUGCACUUGACAUUCAAAACCUGAACAGACUAUAGUGGCAGAUUGAUCAUUUUUUGUGUUCAAAUCUUAAAAAUCAAUAAUUUUUUCUUUUUUUGAAGGUUGUCGAUAAGAAAAGUUUUGAAUUUUUUUCGCAAAAGCUGAAUUUCUGAAAUAAAGACUGCAAAAAACAAUACUCAUCGACUGAACCUCUUUUUUAAACGCAUGAAAUUUUUCCAGCCAUCCUUGGUGGCCGAAAAAGCUACUGAACCUCCCACGACCACGACUACUACAACGGCUAGAACUACAACCGUCGCUGCUCAAAAAGAAAAAGAAGAAACGAUUUCUUUUGCCGGAACUUUCAAUGCCGACGCCGAAGAUGAGACGACCCCAAAAAUGGAGAUCAAAGCUCCGCAGAAGACUGAAGAAACUGAAGAGACCGAGGAGGAAACCGACGAGAACGCUGAAGAUCUUUUCGGCGUGGAGGAGGUUCGCGAAGUGACUGAGAAGGUUUUUUUUUCUAUCAAAUUUUAAAAAAAAUUGGGUUUUCAAGGAAUUGACGUCGGCUAGUCCAACUGAAGCCAACAGCCAGAUCUUCGUCUUCAGCACGACUUCGAGCAAGGCGGUAUCAAGCUUAGAUUUUCGGAACCCUGAAAGGAAGAACUUCAGAUGACCACAACGACGACGACGCCACGACCCCGUCCAGUUGCGUCUUCUGCGGCUCCGCCCCGAAGACCGCCCCUGAAUAUUGUGACGGCGCCAACGAACAAGACGCCGCCCGUUGCUGAGGAACAGAGCGAUCGAAGUUGGUAUUGGGAAAGGGAAAAGAAGGCUAGAAGAUCCUGAAGUCGUUCUUCUAAAAAUUUCUGACAGUUGGAAUUUUUUUUUGAAGGAGAAGUAAAAUCCAAAAAGCAGUUUAGAAAUUUGAUUUUGUCAAUUUGAUUUUCACGAAUUCUGGACGUUAUUCUAUAGCCGAUUCACGGCUAGCUUGGGACUCUAAGGAGGCGUGGCCUGUCUGUGCUCUCCACCAACCAGACACUGUCUCUUUUAUCACCGUGUCAGGACCCUUUUACAUGGCUCAAGCCAGUCGAGGAUCAGCUACGGCAAAAAAGGAGCAUUUUUAUCGUGUUUAUGAAACUAUGGGAUUUUUUUCUUCAACGAAAUCUGCUUCCAGGCAUGUCGAUUCUACAUCAAAAAUGAAAUUUAUCGGAUUUUACCUCGUUUUUCUCUUGAUUUCUUUUGUCAGAGUUGAAAUAUACUUUUUUUUAAAGUUUCCCACUAUCACUUACUAUCGAAAGAAGGUUUUACUUCGACUUUUACUGAUCCCAUUCAGAACUGGCGAUCAUCCUGCCAGUGGCGAUAAUCGCCGUCUGGAUGCUCAUCCUCAUUUUCAUCGCUCUUUUCGUCGUCUGUAAAAAGAGGUUCGCCACAACGAGUUAUGCUUACUACCAUCACAGGUGCUUGCUUUUUUUGGUUCUUUUUUCUUGGUUUUGUUGCUUUUUCAAAUAUUUCUGUUGCUUUUCGGGGGUUGUAUGAAGGAGUAGUCGAUAGUUUACUAACAUUUUCAAGAAAAAAAUCGCUUUUUUUUUCUAUUUUCUGAAGUUUUUUGCUUUUUGAAAAAAAUUAUAGGCUUUUAGGAUUUUGAGUUUCAAGCUCAAACUCCGCCCCUUAUGCGUGGAUCAAGCCAAUCAGAAGGCGAGAUAUGCACAGAGCAAUGUGGGGGCGGAGUUUGCUGCUUGACAUUCAAACUAUGAACAGAGUAUACUUUAAUGAUUCUUUAAAUGCGCGGCUUGUUUGGAAAAAAGUCGUAUGCUCCUUUAAGAUCGUUUAUAAAUGUUUUUUUAUGCUCCUUUAAAGGCGCAGAUUGAACUAAUUUUUUUCUGAUAGCCUAAUGCGCCUUUAAAGUCCUUAAUUUUUCAAUAACUGGCUGAACUCACACUAAGACUUAGAAACCAGAAUAUUUUCUCUUAAUUCUUUUUUUUAGAUUUUCGAUAAAUCGUUCCCUUCCAGAGACACGUCAUCACAACUUCGAGCCAUGUAUGGUCCGGCCUAUGGCGUCAGGCCAACUUCCUAUGAAAUCAAGAGGAAAGACAGCACCUAUGAGGAUCACCUGGAUCGGGCAGCUCGGCUAAGCGGCCAGCCGCAGCUUCAAGCCCAACAGGUUCAGUUCAGCCUGAUUUUUUUUUUCGGGAGUUUUUGGUUUUCCGCGCCUCAUAUUCGAAAGAAUUCUCAUUUAUUCAAGAAGCAUUUUUCAGUCAAAAGUCACUGAGAAUUGGAAAUGUUUCAAAUAUGAGGCUUCACUGUUGGGCUUUUUACUAAUAUAAGUAACUUGGUGGCUUCAUAACAUUCAAAAAAAGAUAUUUUUAGAAAAUUCCAAAAAAUACCUUCAAAUUUUUGAAAAGAUUACGGUAGACGUCUUUUGCAAGUUUGCGCGGACGUGUAUGCACCAAAGUGAGGAUGACGUCAUUUUUUUAGACAAAAAUUUUUUUCGCAAAUUUUUCCUUCUUUGUUUUUUCUUUGUUGUUUCAAAGUGUUUAAUUUUUUUUUUAUAGUACCGUGAAAUGUUUGAUUAGGUUUUUUUAUAGGACCUGUUUUCAGCUUUCGAAAUAUCCUACAACUUGAAUCGCGUUCUGCUUUUAAAUAAUUCGAUAUAUUUUUUUGUCCAACAGUUCUGAAAAAAAUCCACAUUUUUUUCUUCAAUUUUCUGCGUUUAUUUUGAAGAAAAAAAAAUUUUUCACAAAAUUUUCAAGGAAUUUUUAGAACUUUCGUCAAAUACGGAAAAAUUGAGAUUGGUGUGAAUUUGAAAAAAAAAAUCAUUUUUUAAAUAAUUCGUUAAGAGAUUCUCAUUCUUAUGCCGUGCUCAAAGUAAUUCCCGCGAAAUGCAAAAUUAUCUCUGACUAUCAAAAAUUCAGCUAUCUUCUCCUUUUUCUGACGAUCAUUUUGGAUUUUGCGGGAACACGGCAUUAAAUUUACGAUUAACUUGACAUUUCGCGGUCUUUUGGUCGUUGCGGGUGGAGCUAACGGGAAAUUUCAGGCCGGGAAAAUUUCGCUGUACGGCUCGUACUGGAACCUGCACCAGCACUCGCCGCCUGGCCGGCCAUCUUCGCAGGACCGACUCUCGCCUCACUAUUCUAACCACGGGUACACUAAUCCAACGGUCCGUGAUCAAGCUCUUUCUCGUGGUUGAGGAAAAUUAAUGGGACGGGGAAUUUGAAUGAAAAAGGUGGAGCAGAUAAGGAUUUUUAAAGUUAUUUUUCCACCUUUUCCUUCAUAAAAAAUCUAACUUUGGAGUGGUACUAGGCUGGAUAAUAACGUUAACGAUAAUUAUGGCUCAUUCAUGAAGUUUUCUCAAGGUUUAGGUCUCGCUCACGUUUCAUUAUUGAACUAUGAGCUUACUCUCAGUAUUGGGUGAGUUUUUCUAUGGUAUUAUUAUGAAAAGUUUGAAUGAAAACUCAUUUUAAUAUAUUUUUCCAAAGAAAAAAAGGUCACUCUUUAGUUGAUUUUUUUGGGAGGAAUUGCAUGAAAACUGUGAGUUAGAAAAAGCUUGAAACGAAUUUUAUCAGUAAUUUGUUUAGAAAAAAAUUUUUUUUCAUAUUUAAGUCCCGUUUUAUUUAAAUUAUACUGUAGGGAAACUUUAUAAAAAAAUGCAAUACAGAACUUUGAAAAAAAAAAUUUUAGGGAUUUUUUUGAACGUUACUUCUUUCUGUUGAAUAAAUUAUUAUUUUUUUAGCAUCUAGGGGUUUUUUUAUAACCGUUUAAGAGAUCACUCUGUAACAUUAUAAUCAAUUUUCAGCGGUACAACUACGCAGGGCACUAUUAA